AUGCGUCUGAUGCUGGUGCUGCUGGGCCUCGCUGCCCUCCUGGGUACCUCUCAGAGCCGGACUAACUGCUACGGUGAUGUAAGCAGAACUGACACCACUGGGGCUUCGUGUAAAACAGCAAAACCAGAGAAAUUAAACUACUGUGGAGUUGCAGCUUCCAGAAAGAUUGCCGAACGGGACCUACGAAGUAUGGAUAGAUAUAAAACUCUCAUUAAGAAAGUUGGCCAAAAACUGUGUGUCGAGCCAGCUGUGAUUGCUGGCAUUAUCUCUCGAGAGUCUCAUGCUGGCAAAGCUCUGAAGAACGGCUGGGGUGACAAUGGAAAUGGAUUUGGUUUAAUGCAGGUUGACAGAAGAUCACAUAAACCUGUGGGAGAAUGGAAUGGAGAAAGACAUCUUAUACAGGGCACAGAAAUACUAAUCUCAAUGAUAAAGGCAAUGCAGAGAAAGUUCCCACGCUGGACAAAGGAACAACAGCUGAAAGGUGGGAUUUCUGCCUACAAUGCUGGUCCUGGGAACGUCCGAACCUAUGAAAGAAUGGAUAUUGGCACUACUCAUGAUGACUAUGCCAACGAUGUGGUUGCACGAGCCCAGUAUUAUAAGCAACAUGGAUACUAGACUUGGGAAUCUUCUUUACAGAGUAACUUCUUUACCAUUACUUGCAUGACACCCAUGAGGGAGAUAAAACACAAAGGAGGAAGAUCUAUCCUGCAAAUCUAUACUGAUGCAAAUUUACAGGAAUGAUUUACUUGAAUAAGAACUUGCAGACUAAAACCCCAAAUUUUUAAAACGAUAUUCAGUAAAACACUGGUCAUGUAGUUCCUUUAAA
Messenger RNA from Rhea pennata, 826 nucleotides. It is a transcript of the gene LYG2, whose product is annotated as lysozyme g2. Gene Ontology annotation, biological process: defense response to Gram-positive bacterium; peptidoglycan catabolic process. The record is from RefSeq and is a predicted model, not a curated record. The transcript has 5 exons. Gene Ontology annotation, cellular component: extracellular region. Lineage: Eukaryota; Metazoa; Chordata; Aves; Rheiformes; Rheidae. Gene Ontology annotation, molecular function: lysozyme activity. Bases 1 to 615 code for a protein of 204 amino acids.